Molecule: messenger RNA, 2391 nt
Organism: Blumeria graminis f. sp. triticale
Lineage: Eukaryota; Fungi; Ascomycota; Leotiomycetes; Helotiales; Erysiphaceae
Source: the annotation of a GenBank genome assembly
AUGUUGCAGCGUAAGCUAGCGUUUCCUUUCAAUUUCGAAUUUUCCAGUAACUGUUUACCAGCUAAGGAGGAGAUACCAUGGCCUCCGCGCUCCCCCCACCACGCGCUUUUAAGCACACCCAGUGGCAGACAACAUCUCAAAAAACUUAGGAGGCAUGAUUCACAAUCGCCAUCUCCAAGAAAGCGUGUAAAUUCCUCCACACCUCCGGCAGGGGCAGAAAAUGCAACCUUGGGCGUCGCCUCUGAUAAUGAUAGCGAUGAUGAUGAUGAUGAUGAAGAAACCCUUAAGUUACAGUUAAAAGAGAUACAAGCACGCCUUAAGCUAAAGAAACUACAAAAAGUUAACAAGCAGGGUUUGAACACGAAUCAUGAUAAACUUUCAUCUAAAUCAACAAUAAGUAGCACAAAAAAAACAUUUAUUAACACUUCAGAAAAAUAUAUUAGCAAAUCUAAAGAGAGAAAAGUAAUUUCAUCUCCUCCCCGCCAAGUUGUUGAUGUUCCAUCUUCUCCAAUAAAGAGGGUAGAACAAUUAUUGCCUCGAAAACAAACAGACAGAGUAUUACUUGGAAUUGACAAAGGAGUAAAAGGAUACGGAGUUUCUCUAAAAAGAGCGCCAAGCUUAAUAAGCAGAGAUGAUAAUGUAUCGAAUAGGUUAUUUCCCGAGACAAUUCGCCAAAGUGUGAACUGGAAUCUAAAAGCAGCUGAAAUAGAACAAAAAGCCAAGAACCAGCCAAAAUCAUUUAACGAGCGAAUCGCUGAGACAAGAUCCCAAGAUAGAGAGCGUCAGAUUAGGGAGGUUCGUAUGAAGAAUAAGAGAAGUAGUGCCUUCGACAUAAAUCAGGAACAAAUCCAAAUUUUAAAGCAAAAUGCCAUUGAUUUUCCAGAUAUUCCCCGUUGUAUACCUGAGUUUAGUAGAGAAGAAAUUUUACAUUCUGUCAAAAAAUUAGACAAUAUAGAUACAAAACGGCUUUCCAUCUCAAAUUUACGGUCAGAUGUACGUUCUAACAAAACCAAAACGGCUUUUUCUUCAGAGAAAAACGGCUCUAAAGUAAUAAAGGCAAACCCAGAAAGCAAACUAUCCGACCCCAGCUCAAAUCAUCACGAGCCAGAAGUAUCACAAUUUGAGCCAUACUCCUCUCAGCAUCUUACAAAAAGGAUUAUCCCACACCAGCGCCUCACCCGCACAUUAGCUGAGAAGAAAAUAUAUUUAAUACCAGACAUUUUACGAGAGGUCAAAGCACCUGAAUAUUCAACUCCUGACAUCGAAAAUGAUUUUGUAUUACUAGGAAUUGUUGCUUCUAAAUCAGAACCUAAAAUCCAUCAGCAAUGCUCGAAGAACGAGAAGCGUGGUAAAUUUAUGGCAGUGACUUUGACAGACUUGAAAUGGGAACUUGACUUAUUUCUUUUUGACUCAGCCUUUGAGAAAUUUUGGAAAUUAACAGUAGGAACUAUUAUUGCUAUUCUUAACCCACAGAUUAUGCCUCCACCAAGAGGAAGAGAAGAUACCGGCAAGUUCAGUUUAACAUUAAACUCUGACGCCGAUACAGUUCUAGAGAUCGGUACUGCUCGUGAUUUGGGAUUUUGCAAGUCCAUAAAGCGGGACGGGAAAACUUGUAGCUCUUGGGUUGACAAGCGCCACACAGAGUUCUGUGAUUACCAUGUAAACGCCAGUCUUCAAAAAACCCAUGCCUCUAGAAUGGAAGUCAAUACAAUGACUUUUGGCAAAGGUAGACUUGAAAAUUUUGGAUCUGAAAAACGAAAGUUUAAUCCUCUCGAUAAAAAAAGGCAUGAUAAACUUAAUGGUCCUAGGAAUCAUUACGAUCGUGAAAGUCACUCCCAUGUUUUCAUUGGUAGCAAAAGUACAACAAAGCUACUAGAUGACGUUGACUUCGAUCCUGAUGCCUUCCACCGAGGGAGCAAUAAGGAAGAGAGAAUGACAAGACGUUUGUUAUCGCAGGAAAGAGAGCGAAAGUUAGAAAAGAAGCUAGCUACAUUAGGAAGUGGCCUUGGUGCUGAGUACGCGAGAGCCAGACAAGGUGUAAUUUCUGGUACUACGGUAAAUUCAAAAUCUAACUUUCAUGGAGAAUUUCUUCACGACACUACUCGGAUUAUUUCAGAAGUAAAAAAGCAGAACGUGAGCCUUAGUCCCCUAAAGCGUAAAAAGGGCGAUAGUUUCUCUGAAAGCAUGGCGCGUGGCUGGGGUGGAAGCUUGACUAACGAUUUAAAAAGAAUGAAAGAUGGCGAGAACCUCAGUGCGGCUGCGGUAAAGAAGAAAGCUAGAUUUGCUAAUGAGAAAGGUAUCAAAGAGACUGGAAGCUGGGACCUCUGCUCAAGUACAGCUCAGAACGUGAAAUUCGACAUUUCGGAUGAUGAUCUAGACAUUGUGCGGUAA